Lasiosphaeria miniovina is the source of this 1302-nucleotide messenger RNA. RefSeq lists its product as uncharacterized. Gene Ontology annotation, molecular function: ubiquitin protein ligase activity. The transcript is spliced from 2 exons. NCBI's taxonomy places the organism in Eukaryota, Fungi, Ascomycota, Sordariomycetes, Sordariales, Lasiosphaeriaceae. Gene Ontology annotation, biological process: ubiquitin-dependent protein catabolic process. The coding region runs from base 1 to 1302 and encodes 433 amino acids. The record is from RefSeq and is a predicted model, not a curated record.
AUGGCCUUCAUAAACCCAGCUGUGUUAGAAGGGGCGCGGAUGGUGGCCAGGCAAUCUCGUCGAUAUUCGGGAUUCGGAUGGGUCUUUAACACGUCAUAUAGGAUCAUCGUCGGAGUGAAGUACUGCUUCCGCUACAAUGCGCGAAACCGUCAGAUGCGUCUGGCGGAGGAUGGCGAGCCGAUAAACAUGGAAAACAUGCCUCGCCCGCACCGCCGCCGCCGCGAAAAGAAGUUGAUGACUAUGGACGAAGUCAACGAAAAGUUUCCCAUGCUGAAGUACAAGACCUGGGUUGCGAGCCGCGCACAGGAAGGUCUUCCAACCCGAGGCGGCGUGUCGGUUUCUCCGAGCCGGGCAAACAGUAUCCACGAUGCAGACGGAAUCGCGCCAGAGUUACCCUCGAAGGAGCGAGUCUCAACAGAAGAUCGGCCGACGACAAGCGUGACCUCAACCUCUAAGCCUGAACAGAACCCGCAGCCCGUCCUCAAGGAGAGCACUUCAAGCGCAGUUGAUGCGGCACCCCGGGCAUCUACCGAUUCUAAAUUCGUCCCUACUGUUUCUGAGACUGCGAUUGCGGGUAAGGAAGUGAACCGGGCGUCUCAAGACGACGAGGACGACGAGGACGAACACAUAAACGCCGCCUUGCCACCCGAGUGCAUGGGAACUUCGGGUGACACUUGCGCUAUCUGCAUUGACACAUUGGAAGAUGACGACGAUGUGCGUGGCUUGACGUGCGGUCACGCCUUCCAUGCGGCCUGCCUGGACCCGUGGUUGACGAGUAGGAGAGCGUGCUGUCCACUGUGCAAGGCCGACUACUAUACCCCCAAGACCCGCCCGCCAGCUGCCGAACCGGGUGAUGCUGCGGGUGGUGCUGUGGCUACCCCUUUCUCCGAAUCCCGUGGUAAUCGGAUGAAUAUGCCGAACCGACCUCGGCAUACAUUCCUUGGUCUCAGACGACCGGGGAGAAUGAUGGGUACCAACCAGCUUGCUGUCAGGACUCGAACCGCCGAAUCGACUGCAGCGCAGCCCCACAAUGCGGACCGUCCUCGCCUCUUUGGCCGGCCAAGGCAAGGGAACGUGACCCCAUCAUCGCCGUCCUCGCCCACCUCGGUCGCCACUACGCAGUCACCCGACAGACCUGGAAAUGGCAGUUUCUUCUCGGGCUUCAGAACUACUUUCCCCAACAUUCUUGGAAACAGGGGGCGAAACAGCCAGCCGCGAUCCGACGCGGCGACAGCUUCCAGUGCUAGCCAGGGUGUGUCGCCGUCAAACCUUGAAGCUGGAGUUCGCACCACAGCUAGUUGA